Messenger RNA from Knipowitschia caucasica, 756 nucleotides. Lineage: Eukaryota; Metazoa; Chordata; Actinopteri; Gobiiformes; Gobiidae. The record is from the annotation of a GenBank genome assembly.
AUGAAGCUAAAGCAAAGUUCUCCCAUGGGCAGCAUCUUACCCUCUUUCACUCCAGUCCUCCUCCCUCUGCUGCACAGCCUGGCCACGGCUAUUGAGCAAUCAAAUUCAGCUGGCACCGGUCACACCUGUGCUCCCUAUCAGACUGUACUGGAGCUGGAGGCAGACCAGGCACAGAGGGUCCCAGGGGCCGAUCCAGGUGGAGUCCCCCCCACUCAGGUGAAACUCAAAGAGAGGCAGAAAUUCUUCGAGGAGGCGUUUCAGCAGGACAUGGAGCAGUAUCUGUCCACAGGAUACUUGCAGAUCACAGAGAGGAGAGAGCCAAUAGGAAGCAUGUCGUCCAUGGAGGUGAACGUGGACAUGCUGGAGCAGAUGGACCUGAUGGACAUGUCGGACCACGAGGCUCUGGAUGUGUUUCUGCACUCGGGGGGAGAAGACAACAGCGCCGCUUCACCUGUGGCAGGGCCUGACAUGGAGUCCUUCACCACAGAGAUCAGCCUGCAGGUGCCCACACAAGCCGAGCUGCGUCACAAGCUCUGCUCCCUCUCCUCCACCUGCACCGACUCAGCCAGCCAGGACACGGAGGCAGGCGAGGAUGACGAGGACGACGAGGAGGAGCCGGAGGGCAGGACACCUCCAGUGGUGGUGACUCUGGACGAUGAGGAGGUGCACCUCGAUACGGCGCUGAUGGACCGGGAUGACCACCACGACCACAGCAGCUGUAAUAAAAACUGUACUGGCAGCAGGCCCAAAGUUUGA